Molecule: messenger RNA, 2958 nt
Organism: Salvelinus sp. IW2-2015
Lineage: Eukaryota; Metazoa; Chordata; Actinopteri; Salmoniformes; Salmonidae
Source: RefSeq, a predicted model, not a curated record
UAGCCAUGAUCUGGUUUCCCUUGGCUAAACUAGCUGGCUAGCAGAAUUACGCUAGUUUUCGUCCUCAUUGCCAAACUUCAUAAAUACUGUACCCUCAACUUCAAAACUCCUUUGCUAUUUUAGAAAGAAACUUAAAAAUUGAUUUAUUUUGUUGAAUAGUUGUGACUGUUAUGAGAUGCAGUAUCUGUCAUAAGACGACUGUGGUGAAAGAUAUUAUUGCUACUUAACGCAGAUCCAAGUUCAGUUUUGAGAUACACCGGCGUCAUUGGUGUAGGGUUAGCUGGACGAUUCUGACUGGUCUUGGAACUGUGACAUCAGGCAGCCUCUCCCCGCCUGGCUCGAUGGGAUAUGUAGUGAUUUUGCCAACACAGCCAGAUAUGUAGCCCAGUCUUGUACCCUUAACUAUCGUAUUGUACCAAUGUUUGUCCUCUGUAGUUGCGUGACUUUCUGAAAUCUAUACUUUUUCAAUAAACGUUAAUCAAAUACAACCACCGACUGUUUGCUUGUUGAUGUUGCUCUAAGAUGGCAAUUAAGCGUAAAUUUGCAUGUGCCAAUUGAAUCUCAACAAGGAAACCAAAGUAUUGACCUUGGGCGAAUCAAUGUAUGCCGAGUUAGAUUCCAAAGCCUGGUCUCUGCUCCACUUCGUUGGUGAAGUUCAUCAGAAACUUCCUUCACCAUGGAGUGGAAUUUAGUCCGCUACAUCAGCAGCAGACGUUCCUUUCUGAAUGUCAAAUGGAAGAAAAAAAAAGGCUACAUUAGCUAGCCACAGAUUAUAUAAACAAGGACCUUGAUUACAUUGCAGUCACUGGGGCAUCUAUCUUAUCAGUCAGUAUCACUGGUUGAACGUACAAGCCAAGUGCAGUGAUGGACUUUAGCUAGUCAGUUAAGUUUAAUCACCCCUCUGAAGAUCCAUUCAACUGGAAGAGUUGGACUAAAUGCUCUGCGCCUCACAUGUUAGAGGCUUCAAAACGUGCCAAUGCAUGCUAUGUUGAAUGUAAUGUGUAGGCUAGCUGCAGCUUUCAAAACAAGCUGAAACCUGACAAACAUGGUUUACUCCUUUUAUUGAAAGAACUGACAGCUGUUGACAGUGAUGCCAAUAUUCCCUGUACAUCUUUGAAAAUCUGGAAGUUUCCUUUGGGAAAUAUCAAACAGAGUGAAAAAUGACUGGGAGAAGCCCGCACUAUGGUUUCCAGUCGGCCACGACGGUGCAGCCUGCCAAUGGAGGACACGCCUACCUAUUUGGGAACAGCUCUGAGAACGAUCUCUCGGAGGAGGAUGGUGAGAGCUAUGAGCUGCGCUCCCGAGGCCGGGACAGACUGCGCAGGAGCACCUCCAGGGAGAAGUUGGACGACAUUGUCCACCUGGUCCGAGACAUCAAAGAAGGGGACACUCUGAAUAGCUUCUCGCUGCAGUACCACUGCUCAGUGGCGGACAUCAAGAGGGCCAACAACCUGUUGACAGAGCAGGACUUCUUUGCGCUGAGAUCCAUCAAGAUCCCUGUGAAACGCUUCAGCGUGCUGACAGAGACCCACAGCAUUGCGCCUCUCAAAUCUGCCUCCCCCACAGGCCUCCGUUUCCCCCAGCCCCCUAUCUCCACGGAGAUCUCCACAGACUCCUCCUCAUCCACAGACAGUGUGGGCAGCUUCCUGCAGGAGAAGGACAAGGACAUCGAGCUGCUAGUCAAGUCCACCGGCACCUCCAGAAGCAGCCUGAACGAGGUGGUCUCCUCCCUGACCCUCCAGCAGCCCUUACUACUGGGGGAGCCUGACUUCAAGCCUGUCUUCAGGAAGGACCCCUACCAUGGGGCGGACUGGGGCAUGAGGUGGUGGACGGCGGUGGCCAUCAUGGUGGUGGUUGUCAUCGUCACACCAGUGUUCUACCUGCUGUAUUAUGAGGUGCUGAUGAAGGCGGACGUUAGCCACCACACCACCACGCCGUCGACCAAUCCUAAGGGUAUGCAGCAUGCCCAGAUUCCUGAGCCUGUGGAAAUCAAUGGAAAGCCCAACUCAGGACCUCAGGCUGGAAACAUACCUAAACCAAACUCACAGAGACACAAUGAGGUGGAUGACCACCCAGGCCCUAAGAAAGAGAAAACGUAGUGAGGGAUUUAGACAAACUGAAGGAGCUGGAGGUAUCUGAGCAGUUAUGAAAAAAGUGAUUAUCCAAUCUCUCUGAGAAUCACUUUAUGGGGAACAGAAUCCAUAGGGAAAUUAUGGUGACGGGAAAAGGAGGACAAUCUGUUGAAUUCUUUCAGUGGACAUGCAGUAUGUACAUUUUUAAAACAUGUUUUUAAAACAAGUUUUUUUUGCACAGUGGGACCCAACUGCUUAUUCUGUCCCUCUUGUCAGCUGAUGGGACUAGUUCCACCAUAACACUGUCUGAAGUGGGGUUUGUUCUUGGUCAAAACAGUACUGAUUGUUACCACUUGUCACUUAAAAUAAGUAAUUUGUCUGUGGAAUAUUAGUCUUAUUCCAAUAUCAGUAUUGAAGUUAGUCUAAAAUGUGAUGCAAAUUUUCUUGAACCUUGUUUGUAUAUUUUGCUUGUCUGGGAAGAACUGCGUUUGGAGUCCCACAACCUUAGUAGAAAUUAAGGGCAAGGGUGACGAAAUGCACAAUGUUGCCCAACACUAGCUAGGUAUAUUCCAGUGAAAUGUUAUAUUUAUAAACUGGUUGCCAAUGUAAUUAAAGCAGUAAAAAUACAUGUUUAGUCAUACCCGUGGUAUACGGUCUGAUAUACUACGGCUUUCAGCCAAUCAGCAUUCAGGGCUCAAACCUCCCAGUUAAUAAUGUAGUUUAUUUUCCUCAUCACUAGUGUUAUGAACAGUAUGUGCCUUCAACCUGUGGAACACUAAGGCUGCAUAGACACAGGCAGCCCAAUUAUUUUUUUUACCACUAAUUGGUCCAAUUUGUGGGGGAAAACUCCAGACUUGGGCUGCUCGUGUAAAUGCAGCCUUACAGG